GGGGCGUAGAGGAAAGGGGACUGCGCGCGCGCCUACGGGCAGCAGGCUGGCCAACCGGCGAGCCCGAGCGGGUUUGAGAACGCGCAUGCGCGCCCUACUUCCCGUGCUGGUGUUUCUUGUGACUGCUUGGGCCGACCGACCGACUACUUGGUUUCGCGGAGCGGCGGCUAAGGCGCGGCUACGGAAGGGACGGCGCUGGCGGAUAAAGAGAAGAGUUCCAGAUGUCAAAUUUUUUAAAUGAUGUGAAGACUAUUAAAGCAAAUAUGAAUAAAGACUAAUAUAUGUGAUAGACCUGUGACAGUGAAUCAAUCUGGAGCAAACAAAAUGUUGUAGGACAUAAGUGUGGAAGAAGACUGCAUUUUUGUUUUCUGUCAAUUGUUUUAUUUUUAUGACAACCUUUGAAAAUUGUGAGGCUCCCAGUCUGGAUUUACUGUGUGUACAAUUGAUGCACCUUUAAAGAAGCAAAACGUACUUUCUAUUUUAAAAAGUAAAAAUUAUAUUUAUAAAGGGUUUAAGAAGACUAAAACAGGACCAAUCCUCCAGUUUGCUCCUCACAAUUCCUCUUGAACGAAAAGGAUUUUCAGCUCAGCCAUCUACCAGCUGUUACUAGGAUUUAGUAUUCAAAAGAAAAAUAAAUGCAAGCAACUGCCACUCAGUCCUAGUUCCUGAUGAAAUCAGGGGGGCAGGGUUCCCUGGGAGAAAAGAGCAUUCUGGAUGCAGAAAAACAUGUGUUCUAGACUAGCUUAUUUACUAAUAAUGUAACUAUCCCCAAACAUCACCCACAAUGCAUUGUUUUAUCUUGAAGACAGAUUAGAAAGGAAAAACUGCCUCGAAAAUUAUUGUGCAAUUUCUGAAAAUAAUAUGAAGUAAUAAUACGUGAAAAACUAUUGGGAGCUUAUAUCUAGUACAUCAUUUUUCUUGGAAUUUUUCUUCAAUCCAUCUUGUCGUCUUGCACUAAAAAUUCCAGUCCAGCUGCAGUUUUCUGCCUUAUUGAACUAUUUUUUCACCUUCAGAAGAUGAUAUUCUCCAGAAGCUACACAGCAACUACUUUUUCCAGAAUUUAAUUUUACAUGGUUUUUUUUUUCAAAAGGAAUCUUGGGAUUAGGUUUAUUAUUCUCCUGAUUGGAUCCUGUUCUGUUCAUUUAAUAAUUCUACCCAGAUUUAUUCUUUUUUGUCAAUGCCAUCUUGAUUUAUAAUUGUGAAUAAGAUCUGGCUCUUAACAGAUAACUUUGAGAACUUGGAUACUCUUAAGCUUUUCCCUGAUUUGUUGUUUUGUUUUGUAUUUUGAGAAAGCUUCUUUCCCUAAUUUUCUUAUCCUUCUUGACUCCCGUUGGGCCUGGGCUAUGCUGCAGGGCAGAUCACCCACCAGAGCUCCAUCAUGCCAGCAGCAUCUGGAAAGAGAUUCAAACCUAGCAAGUAUGUCCCAGUAUCAGCUGCUGCAAUCUUCUUAGUAGGAGCCACCACUCUCUUCUUCGCUUUUACGCAAUGCAGAAUGGUGAUGAUCUUUGCCAAAAGUCAGCAACACAUGGUACAAAUCUUUAUCUGCAACUUCUGGUGUCCAGGACUCAGCUUUUACAUCUCCCCAAUCAUACCCAUUUACAAUGCUGUGGUCUUCCUUUUUGUGCUGGCCAACUUCAGUAUGGCCACUUUCAUGGAUCCUGGCAUAUUCCCUAGAGCUGAAGAAGAUGAGGACAAGGAGGAUGAUUUCCGAGCUCCCUUAUACAAAACUGUGGAAAUAAAGGGUAUUCAAGUGCGCAUGAAAUGGUGUGCAACAUGCAGAUUCUAUCGGCCCCCACGCUGCUCCCAUUGUAGUGUCUGUGACAACUGUGUGGAGGAAUUUGACCAUCACUGUCCAUGGGUGAACAACUGCAUAGGAAGACGCAAUUACCGCUACUUCUUCCUGUUCCUGCUCUCACUUACAGCGCACAUCAUGGGUGUGUUUGGUUUCGGUUUACUGUAUGUCCUAUAUCAAGUGGAAGAGCUCUCUGGAAUCCGCAUGGCUGUUACUAUGGCCGUGAUGUGUGUGGCUGGUUUGUUCUUUAUUCCUGUAGCUGGCCUUACAGGAUUCCAUGUGGUACUAGUAGCCAGAGGUCGCACUACCAAUGAACAAGUUACGGGCAAGUUCCGAGGUGGGGUAAACCCAUUUACCAAUGGCUGCUGUAAGAAUGUCAGUCGUGUCCUCUGCAGCUCUCCAGCUCCCAGGUAUCUUGGGCGGCCAAAGGGAGAACAGACUGUAUUAGUGAGGCCUCCAUUCUUAAGGCCAGAAAUAUCAGACGGACAGGUUGCUAUGAAGAUAAUGGAUAAUGGUAUCCAGGCUGAACUGAAGAGAACAAAGUCCAAAGGAAGCCUUGAAGUAACAGAGAGCCAGUCUGCUGAUGCUGAACCACCACCACCACCCAAACCAGACCUCAGCCGCUACACAGGUCUGAGGACACAUUUAACCCUGGCCACCAAUGAGGAUAGCAGUUUGCUAAGUAAGGACAGCCCUCCAACUCCAACCAUGUAUAAGUAUCGACCUGGCUAUAGUAGCAGCAGUGCUUCAGCUGCAAUGCCUCACUCCACCAGUGCCAAGCUAAGUCGAGGAGACAGUUUGAAGGAGCCAACGUCUAUCGUUGAAAGCAGCCGAAAUCCCAGCUACCGCUCAGAACCAAGUCUGGAACCAGAAAGUUUUCGAUCACCCACCUUUGGCAAGAGUUUCCAUUUUGAUCCUCUAUCCAGUGGUUCCCGCUCUUCCAGCCUCAAAUCAGCUCAAGGCACAGGCUUUGAAAUGGGCCAUCUUCAGUCCAUCCGCUCCGAAGGCACUACUUCAACAUCUUACAAGAGCUUGGUGAACCAGACACGCAAUGGGAGUUUGUCGUAUGACAGUCUUCUCACACCAUCUGAUAGCCCUGAUUUUGAGUCGGUGCAGGCAAGUUCAGAGCCAGACCCACUCAUGGGAUACACUUCUCCUUUUCUUUCAGCCCGUAUUGCUCAACAGCGGGAGGCUGACUUGCACAGUCGUUUUCCAAGCUCGGGUUCACCCAAGCACCAGCAACCUCGUGAUUCUUCACCCGUCCGCUAUGACAAUCUUUCACGCCAUAUUGUGGCUUCCAUGCAGGAACGGGAAAAGUUGCUACAGCAGUCCUCUAUGCCACCACCCCUGGCUAAAGAGGAAGAUACAGGCCUAGGGGACUCUGGGAUACAGUCCACACCAGGGUCCAGCAAUGCCCCACGAACGAGUUCCUCUUCGGACGAUUCAAAACGUUCACCUUUGGGCAAAAACCCACUCACCCGCCCAGUGGCACCUCGCUUUGGCAAACCAGAACCACCACAUGCACUUAGAGUGCGCGCGCUGGGCUCACCAGACCAGCUUUCAUCUUCCCACAUGGGCAAAUCUAUGUCUUACAGCAGCCAAAAACAGUCGCCUCAGGCUGUCGUCCCAGAGACUGAGGAGGUGGCCUUGCAGCCUUUACUGGCACCAAAAGACGAGGUGCAGAUGAGACCCUCUUACAGCAAGUCUAAUGGACAGCCCAGGACUCUGGGCUCAACCUCACCCAUCCCUGGCCAGCCACCUCUCAACAGUCCCACUCGAGGAGGAGUCAAGAAAGUCUCUGGAGUGGGGGGGACCACAUAUGAGAUUUCUGUAUGAGGAGCUGAUCUCCCCACUGUCUACUCCUCUUUGGCUGAUUUCCAAGCGUCCUGUCCCUGAUGAGCAGGAGACAGGGAUGUUGCUCGGCAAAUGGUUGCUCCAUCACGUGCAUGGACUUUUAAAAAUAAAGAAAUAAAUCCAGGUUUCAGUGGGUGGGAACAACAGAGGGGACAAUUACCUUUUAAAACUAAACUAUCAAAGAGAGUUUCUAAACACUACAAUGGGAUCUCGGCCUUGCUCACCUCCACAGCCUGCACUCUUCCCUCUCAGUCAGCAAGAGACUGCAGUUUGUUGCACACUGCCGAGAGUGAAGGGAAGGACUUGGUGUCAGCCUCCUCACACAGAAGAGAGUGCAGACUGUAGCCUGUCUUGAUACCAACAGAACAGUUAAAUUUGUGGACCUUGUGCAAUCACUCGCCUAGUGCGGUAGGGGUUGAUCAUUUUUAAUUUUUUUUAUUAUUACUACGGAUUCUAUAUUUUUCCUCUUCUGAGUUACUGGGUGUGUGUAUAUAUAAAUAUCUAUAAAUAUAUAAAUAUAAAAAGAAAAAGAAAUUAUAUCUACCCAUAAGUAAGGGAGGCAAGCCUGGUCAUAACUUCAUCAGCUGGGCCUGAGGAAACCAUGUAUAAAAACCAUGUUCAGGAGAAUCUGGUGGGAUAGAGCAGAAUAGCCAUUUGGUUCACUUUCAGUGAAAAUCACUGCAAAAUCACUACCCCAGUAGGGCUGAAGAAAUGCCAUUAGGACAUUUGGUCUGGCCUGGUUUUCUCUGCCUCUGGCCAAGCAUGAGCAGGCAGAUUUGUUCCAGGAGGGAGCAUACAAAGGCACCACUUCUAUUAUCUUUGGGUUUUGGUGUUGAAAAUUUUCCCACAAAUAUUUUUUUUCCUGAAGAUCUCGGAGGAUUUAGGAAAACUAGGGGAGAAUUUGGGUUCAUACUUUUUCAAUAUCCAGACAGAUCUCUUUCUGAAUGAUGCCCAGAGAGCAAACGCUGUUCUCUCUGAACCAGGAAGCAUGUGAAAUACUCAUUAUGUAUCAUUACAGCCUUGGAUUGAGGUGCUAAAUGGAAAGGGUAGCAGUGGGCCUGAGUCCCUUGUGUGGAGAUAUUAUUUGCAUUUGGUAAAUCCUCCCAAGUGGUUUCCUGUGUUUUUUACCUUGCUUUUAUGAAAUGCUCCAUAUGAAUUUCUUGUGGUGUCACAGUUCUUUAUUCCCAAAUCUGGGCAAGAGAAAGAAGAGAGAGAGAGAAACUAACCAAAAAGCAAUAUUUUUUCAUAUGCCAAAAAUCUCUCAUCACAUGUAAAAGCCCAUGGCAGUAGAAAUCAGUAAACCAAGAAUCCAACCAUUUAAGUCUCUACUGAAUCUUUCUCUAUGGCAAUAUCUAAACUGUGGCCUCCGUUAAGCCACACUUUUAUUUUUAUUAUGACUAGCCAUUUUAAAAUGAGGAAUAAAAGAAUACAAUGAG
This is a messenger RNA of Ahaetulla prasina, 5082 nucleotides long. RefSeq names its product zinc finger DHHC-type palmitoyltransferase 5 (gene ZDHHC5). Gene Ontology annotation, molecular function: palmitoyltransferase activity. NCBI's taxonomy places the organism in Eukaryota, Metazoa, Chordata, Lepidosauria, Squamata, Colubridae. The transcript has 13 exons. Gene Ontology annotation, biological process: protein palmitoylation. The record is from RefSeq and is a predicted model, not a curated record. The coding region runs from base 1379 to 3628 and encodes 749 amino acids.